This is a messenger RNA of Entrophospora sp. SA101, 615 nucleotides long. The record is from the annotation of a GenBank genome assembly. NCBI's taxonomy places the organism in Eukaryota, Fungi, Glomeromycota, Glomeromycetes, Entrophosporales, Entrophosporaceae.
AUGUUUGCUAUUUUACGUUGUCAAAAUUAUAUUAAUUUAACUAAAGAUCAACAGAAUAUGUUUCUUUUGGGAAUUAUUUCAACAUCAACCAGAAAUUCAAUAACCUCAACUAGUGAUUAUAUGACAGCAAUAUGCAAUAAUGCUUUUUUAAAAUUAUAUAAUUUAUCAUAUGAUAGAUUAACUGCUUUAAAGAAUCACUAUAAAAAUAAUGAUAUUGUACCAAAGGUACAUUUGAAUAAAGGAAGGAAUGUUUCUCAUAAGCUCUCUUUUGAAACAGUAUUAAAAGUGCUUACUUUUUUAAAAAGUUAUGCAAAUUUGAAUGGUUUACCAUCACCAGGUCGCCAUUUUGAAAGAGCUACAAAAGCAAUUAUUUAUUUACCUACAAGGGAUAACUACACAGAAAUACAUGAAAAAUUUUUAAAUGAUAUUGGAACUGGAUCAGAACAUCAUAUUAAUAUUAAUUCAAUUAAUUUGGAUGAUGAAUUGAAAAUCAAAGAAGCAAUAGGGUUAAGUGCUUCUAGACAAUGGUAUUUAUAUGACCAAAUACGAGAUCUAGUGCAAAAUCCCAAUAAAAGAAAUAAUAUUUGUCCAAAACCUUCUGUACCUAGACAUUAA